AUGUCGGGAAAUGGUUUCAAUGGCAGCAUUCCCUCUUCAUUUGGAAAUAUGAGCUUGUUGGAACAUUUAGACUUAUCCAACAAUAGAUUGUCAGGUACUAUACCAGAGGACUUAACCAUUGGUUGUGUCUCAUUGCAAGAACUCAUACUUUCAAACAACAGUUUGCAAGGCCAAAUAUUUUCUGAAACCUCUAACUUAAGGUUUCUGUAUGAGCUACAAUUGGAUGGCAAUCAAUUCACUGGCAGCAUUCCACAUAGCUUGUCUAACAGCUCCUUUUUACGAGGGUUGGAUCUUAGACAUAACAACUUAUAUGGCAGGAUCCCAAGGUUUCUUCGCGUUUUGGAUCUUUCAAUGAAUAAUAUCUCAGGAAGUCUACCAUCUAACUUUUGCACUUCAAAUAGACAAGAAAUUUAUUUGUCUAGAAAUAGGUUACAAGGGUCAUUGGAGGAUGCAUUUUAUGGUUGCUCUGAGUUAAUUGUGUUAGAUUUGGGCCAUAAUCAUAUGACUGGAAGCAUUCCAUCAUGGAUUGGAAAAUUUUCUCAAUUGAGCUAUAACCAUAUUGAUGGGGAAAUCCCAGUUCAAUUGUGCAACUUGACUCAAUUAAGUUUGCUUGAUCUUUCUCAUAAUCAACUUUCUGGCCAAAUUCCUAUUGAAAUUGGGUACCUCAAUGAGAUCCAUGUACUAAAUUUGUCUCACAACAGUUUGACAGGAAAGAUCCCAGCAUCAUUUUCCAACUUGCUCCAAAUUUUCAGGGGCGUUACUCCGCCCCUGGUUGUAUCUUGGCUUGUCCUCUAUGGAUAG
Manihot esculenta (cassava) is the source of this 801-nucleotide messenger RNA. Its product is annotated as probable inactive leucine-rich repeat receptor kinase XIAO. The record is from RefSeq and is a predicted model, not a curated record. NCBI's taxonomy places the organism in Eukaryota, Viridiplantae, Streptophyta, Magnoliopsida, Malpighiales, Euphorbiaceae. Gene Ontology annotation, molecular function: protein binding.